UACCAGUGAGUGUUGUUAGCCCAGCACCGCCAGAGAUUGGCUGUUCAUUUAUUCAUGUUCUCAAUGUUUAACGUGCAGAAAAAUUAACUGCCUUAUCUUCAAAUUAAAAGAGUCUUAGAAUAUGAAAUUUAUUUUAUCAUAUCAAAGGAAAAUGCUAGUUGUGUUCGUUUAAUUUUUACAUUGUUACUCAAUAAAUAUAAUAAACCAAACCAAAGUGUCAACAAAUUUGUAUGUACCUAAGUUUGUAAUUUAAAAAAAAAGUGAAAUAUUUGUGAUCUCUUAUAUCAGUGCGCGACUAAAAUAAGCAGCGAAUAGUUGUAAUUACCUUCUUAUUUAAAUUUCAAGUUCCCAAAUCAAAAUUUAAAAUGAAAUCCAAUGGAAGAACUUAUGUGCCUGAAACGAUAUCCGAGACAACAUCAAAUGACAAGUACUUGUUACUUUUAAAGUUUAUUGACAUUUCAGUAUCAUCAGUGAUUGUAGGGCCUUGUGUAAUUGCCUACUGGAGGGGGACUUGGGAGCUGAUGGAACUUAUUUUGUUCCCUCAAAAUGCUGGCAUUUCCGCUUUGAUUUCAUUUGGAUUAGGAGUUUUUGGCCAUAUUUUUUUCACAUUAUGUCAAAAUAGUUUUAAGAAAUCGUUUGAUCCUGACAAAAGGAGAUUGACGUAUUAUUUAGGAUCGCGUGGAUAUACGGCUAUAUUCGGAAUUAUAUGUGUUAAUAUGUGGCGAGGUGCUUGGAAUCUGUGUGACCUCUUUACCAGUAGAACCUCAUUAGGUGUUAUUGUAAUUUUGACGUUAAUUGCAAUAUGUCUGUUAAUCGUAACCAAAACAAGUCGUAAUCUAACCGCUGCUCCGUUUGUUGUCGCCACAGAUCAAAGACAAAAUUAUUUUGAUAUUUCAACAUUUUUUAAUACUCAUAAAUUUCAUCGCCCUGGACUUUACAUUUUGGAUACAUUUUUCUCAGCAAUUUUUGUAGGAACACUAGUCGUAAUAGCAUGGAGAGGAGUUUGGGAGUCCUUAGAUAUAGUUUUUUAUAGAAAAAAUGCUGUAAUAUCAGCAAUUGCGUCGUUGAUUAUAGGAUAUGGAGUUACUCUUAUAACAUUUGUUUUACAACCGAUUUUUCGUUGGAUAUGUGGCAAUUCAAUUGGAAGAUUAAAGCUUUUUUUAGCUGAUACAUAUUAUUUGAUGAGUUUUAUGGGAUCAGUUAAUGUAUGGCGUGGAAUUUGGAUGCUUCUGGACAUAUAUCUAUAUCCAGAUAGUCCAUUAAAAAGCUGUCUUAUAUCACAUUUGGUACCAUUUUUAAUUUUAACAUUUUUAAAUUGUGUCAAUUCGAUACUUGUGCGUGGGACUGCAGUUGAUGGUGAUGAUGUGGAGUUCCCAAUUGACUACGUUAAAUUGCACCUGCAACACCAAAGAAGCCGUAAAUACGCCAAAAAAUUAAAAAAAGACGGGAUUAGUCCAGUCAAAGAACGGGAAACAUUAAUGUAAAUAUUUAAGCUGACAAAAAAAAUAUCUUAAGUAUUAAUGUAAAAAUGUAUAUAAUGUUCAAAAAUAAUAAACAAAUCAUCGAAAAUUACGUGAUAAAAUCAAAA
Molecule: messenger RNA, 1588 nt
Organism: Eupeodes corollae
Lineage: Eukaryota; Metazoa; Arthropoda; Insecta; Diptera; Syrphidae
Gene: fusl
Exons: 4
Coding region: 366-1484 (372 amino acids)
Biological process (GO): neuromuscular synaptic transmission; neuron-neuron synaptic transmission; clustering of voltage-gated calcium channels
Cellular component (GO): presynaptic membrane
Source: RefSeq, a predicted model, not a curated record